Bipolaris victoriae FI3 is the source of this 2331-nucleotide messenger RNA. RefSeq lists its product as hypothetical. NCBI's taxonomy places the organism in Eukaryota, Fungi, Ascomycota, Dothideomycetes, Pleosporales, Pleosporaceae. Gene Ontology annotation, molecular function: protein binding. The coding region runs from base 1 to 2331 and encodes 776 amino acids. The record is from RefSeq and is a predicted model, not a curated record. The transcript is spliced from 2 exons. Gene Ontology annotation, biological process: transcription by RNA polymerase III. Gene Ontology annotation, cellular component: transcription factor TFIIIC complex.
AUGCCCGCAGACUUCUCGUCACCACGACAAUCACGAGGCAAGCAACGCAAAUCAUACCGCGUUGAGGACGAAUACUCGUUUCUUGACGAAGAAGACGGGUCUGCAGCAUCUGGUAACCAAUCGCCAGCCUUCCAGGACGAUGAUGAAGACGAAGACGAUUUCAUGCCCGAUGCCCAGGAAGAAGGAGCCGAAGACGACUUUGAAGAUGAAGAGGAGGAGAAUGAUGAAAACGAAGACGUAGAAGAAGACGAGGAAGAAUCAGAUGAUAGCCUUGUAACCCCCAAACGCGGCGCUCGCGGGCCAAAAGCUACUCCCGUCAAGCAGCCCACCACGCCGCUUGUCCAGCGCAACAAGCCAUCUACAGAGCAUGUACCCUCGCCUAUUACAUUUGCUAAAGGCAGUGGUAUUAAAGUGCGCAAUGUAGAUGCCGAGAACAAGCUGCGAACACGCGGCGUACCUGAUUUCGACAAGAUUGGAGGCCAUGAGCCGCGGUUGAAAAACUUGUUCGGGCCGGAUGGCCAGCAUCUUAGACCUGUUUUGGCGUCUCGCGACUACUGGAGUUCUCAGGAGACGUUUCCGAUCAAAAAGCCUGGGCGAGUUGACCCUGGCCAGACUGAGUUGGGGGGCUUGAGAAGAAGCUUCUUUGAAAAGGAGGGUACUAGGGAGAAAGAGAGUGAGGUGCUGAAACAAUGGUAUAGGCAUACGGGAAAGAUGGUAUUUGAAGCCUCACAGGCUACCAAGGAAUUAUCUAAGGAUGAAACUAAGGUGUACAUGCGGAAUGAUGGACCAGAGAGUUUGAAUGUACUCACUGGGCCUGUUGAUAGUCCCCAGGUUACCGCUCUCGAAAAAGGCACUUAUAUGCAUGUUGGACAGUCUUUCCCAGACAAGGACAGCAGAAGGGGAUGGCUAUUCAAUUUUGGAGCCAGGAUACAAGAUGCUCAGUGGGCCACCAAGGAGGACAGUCGAACACAGUAUGUUGCUGUCGCAGUUGAGCAGCGCCCCAUGGAUGGAAACCGACCCAAACCAAUGGAAAUACCAAAGGCGCCUGCUUUCAGUGCUACGGUGCCAUUUCCAGCCUCCAUUCAGAUCUGGGCGUUUGAAGCUACUGAAGAAGGAGAACUGGAUAACUCAAAAGAACCUAGACUUGAACUUGUCGUUUGCGCCAACUGGGGUGCCCCUAAACAACUGCGGUGGUGUCCAGUCGCUGCUGCAGACACAAACGCAUACUCUGAUACUGAGACGGAAACUCAUAUCGGCAUGCUCGCAGUAAUCUGGUCAGACGGACGAGUUCGUAUCCUCAACCUUUGUGUCCCAAAGCGUCCAGACGGACAAUGUCAACCUACAUACCUCCGCUUCUCGCACACAGCCUUCGAAGUCUCAAUCCCCCAAACCGUCCCCUCCUGUCUCCAAUGGCUCUCAGGAACCACUCUCGCUGUCGCCACAGCUGCUGGCACCGUAGCCAUCUGGACCCUAACCCGCCCUGGCACCCUCUCCCCAACCACCAACCCGCGCCCCUGGUUCUACCACCAACUAGCCGACACUUUCAUCCUAACCAUCUCCUCCGCCUGGCCCUCAAACCCGCACUAUCUCUCCAUCAGCACCGCCGACGGCUUCGCCCGCCUCUUCGAUCUGCGCAGCCCCACCGCUGACACCACAGCCUCCAUCCGCGGCCGCACGUUAUGCCUCACGCAAGCCUGGCACGAGCACACGCAGUCCUUCGUCAUGCCCGACGAACACUACAUCCUACGGCACACGCCACUCCGCCGUUACUACCACAACUUGUACAGCAUGCGACUGGACAAUAGCAUCACGCGCGUGGCUACGAGUCCCGUGCACCCGGGCGUCCUGGUCGGCGGCACGGACGGCGACGUACAGACGAGUAACCCCGUGAUGCGCAUUGCGAAUUACAAGGUUGUGCCGUGGCAGCAGAAAUGGUUUGUGCAUGAGUGGAGGAGCGAAGUAGGGAAGUUGACGGUUAAACCCGUCACUAUAACUAGCGCUCACGGAGAAGAAAGAUCUGGAGAAGGAGAAGAAAAAGAAGAAGAUAGUAAUGCCAGUGUGGCGAAGGUACCAGAGGACAUUCUCGCACAACCUCUUGUACGCGUGUCGGAGGGUUACAAGGCGGUGCAGCAGGGUAUCGCAAGUAGUGCUGUGUCGAAGAGGAAAGGGAACCCGGAGAUUGGGCGGUCGAUUAGUAUUUUCGAAGAGAAGUCCGCGGUUACGGCUCUGGCUUGGAAUCCGAGUUUGAAGUAUGGGACGUGGGCGGUUGCGGGGAUGGGGUCGGGGCUGUUGAGGGUGGAGGAUGUGGGGGUUGUGGAGAAGAAGAAGUAG